AUGCAUGUGACAGGGGAGGGUUCGGUGGCAGCCAAUGGCCGGAGUCGCGGGAAAAGGCUAUUUCUCGAAAGACAGAUCCGGGCUAUGAAUGGUCUCGAAUGUAUUGCGACGAGCAGAGAAUAUGGCUGGUUGAUGACAUGGAAACCGAAUAUCAUACUCCGUGGACUCGAGGAGGCUUCUGAGGCAUGCCGCGUGCCCAAGUGCGAGUCCUCGAAGCCCCCGACCGCACCCGCUGGACUCUUGCUCGCUCGACUGAAAGCCUUCCAUGUCGGCGUGAAGGACUCGCCCACGCUGCCUCCGGACAUUCUACUUGACGCGCUGCAGGAGAAGGGCGGGCUGGCCAGGAUGCAGGCACCGCAACACCCCCAGCCGAACGGGCUGUACUUCCACGACGAACAGGAUCUUCCACGGUACAGCUUCGAUGGCAGCCAAUACUCCGAAUCCCCUUCGGCGCACAUGAGCUCACAGCCCCGUUGGAAGCCGCCGCCUUCGAGCAAUGAAAGCAGGAAUGUCAGCAACUACGGCGACAACUACGACGGCUUCGACGCUUUCAACUUCGACACGACCGCCCGCUCUGUCGGCGACCGCGCCAGCCACAACAUCAGUGUCAAUACCGGCCUCCGCAGCGUCUCGCGCAAUGGCGGUCAAGACUCGGUGUCGCAGCAUCUCCUGUAUGAGACCGCGCUCAUGGACUCACAGACCUUUGAGAUCCUCGAGAUUGCCGAAGUAGACACGCUGAAGAAAGAGCAUGUGCGCCUCGACCAGAAAAUUGACGCAACCCAGCGAAAGCUGGCGCUCGAGAGCAAGGUCAGGGAUGCGGCGCAGAAUCUACAGCGAUUGUACUCUACCAAGAACCGGCCAGACACGCCUCAGGAUCCCGACAGCCCGAAGAAGAGCAGGAGUAGUCUACUGGGCGGCAGACAGAGGAGCGAUAGCCGGGCAAGCUCUGGGAGCAUAGAGCACUUGCAGCAAACAGACAACGAGGUCGUGCUUAGCGUGAAGAAGGUGGACCAGCUGCACGAAACGAUGAAGGAGUUGCUGGAUCGCCGCCAAUACGUGGAGCGAAAGCUGCUGAGGCAUACUGCGGCAGUGCUGGCGGAGGAGGCGAACAGGACGGUGGAAUCGGCAGUGCCGGGGCUCUCAAAUGGCACGCAUGGGACGACCGACAUUGAUGAGGAUAGCGUGUACACGCCGAACGAGUUCGAUGGGAUUCGCGACAUUCUACACGGCAUGCCGGUGGGAGCAAGCAGGAACGUGAAGCAGCACGAGGAGCAGCUUGAAGGUGUGCAGGCAAGGCUGGAGCAACUGAACCACCAGCUUCAGUCUGUCAUCAGCGAGGCCAGUCAAACGCUUGGUGCGGCACCGGCUGUCGAGAAGGCUCUCGAUGACGGCGAGCACUCUUCGUCGCGUGUUGAGAGCCACUUUGCGCGGGUCGAGCGUAAUUUGAGCGUUCUUCAACAGCAGCAGCAGCAAAUCAUGUCGCGCUUUUCGAAGGCGCAGGAGGACUACGCACGUUUACAGGAGGUCAAUGCCAGAGUACAAGAGGAUCAUGCGAGCAUGCAGGAGGACCAUUUGGCCAUCGAGAAUGAAUACUCACGCAUACAAGAAGAUCACGUGCGAUUGCAGGACGACCACUCGCGCUUGAGAGAAGAGCAUUCAAGGGCGCAGGGGGAUCACCUGAGCUUACAAGAUGACCACUCGCGCCUGAAAGAAGAUCAUUCCAAAGUACAAGAGGACCACCUGAGCUUGCAGAACGCUCACUCGAAGCUUCAAGAAGAGCACUCUCUGACGCAACAAGGGCAGUCCACAACAAAGCAGGCUGUCGAGGAGCAACUGCAAGAUCUCAACCGCCAGAUGUACAACACCUUACUCAUCGCUUCUGAAUCGCAGGCUGUGCCAGGUUUGCAGCCUCCGCAGUCCGGGCAGAGCUACGAGAGCCAGAUGCAGUAUCUGGAAGAGAACCUGAUGACCAUGGAACAGCUGCUCCAGCAGCAGGCGCAAUCAGGUGCAAUACAGAAACUGUCCGAAUACGAGACCACCAUCUCCGGCCUCUGGGACAUCCUCCAGCCCAGCAGCACCUCUCGUCGUCCCAGCGCAUACGACGGACCCGAUGACGGCCCGCCACCCUCGCCAUUGGCGGAAUCCUUCUCCCUGCCGGCCUUCAACGCCCUCGUGCAGAAUAUCUUCGACCGUUCUGAGUCUGCGAAAGAACAACAGGACAUCCUACGCCGCCAGAUCCAGCAGCAGCGCGACCUCAACGGAAAGUCCGAUGCUGAGAAAGACCGGGAAAUAGCGGAAUUGCAGGUCAAGCACGAGGGCGUGGUGCGAGAGCAUGCAUCUCUGCAGCAGGAGUUAGAUGCGAUGCAACAGGAGCUGGCGAACUGGAUGGUGCGGCAUGAGCAGAGUGAGGGCGAGGCCGGACACGCCAGGGGAGAGUUGGGCAAGGUCAUGGAGGAGUUGGAGGAAAUGCGGAAAACGUUGGACCUGAAGCAGGCCGAGCGAGAUGAAGUCAGUGCUAAGAUGCGGGAGCAAAUGGAGCAGAUGGAGGCGCGCUUGCAGGAGCAGGCUGAUGCGCAGCAGGAAAUGGAAGGCUUGGAGUCAGAGGUCGUACGCUUGACGACCGAACUCACCAUGGCGAAGGCGGAGCUUGAUGGCGCGUAUGGAUCCCGUCAAGAACGCAAAGGCGCACAAGCCGCCGAGGUCGAGCAGCUCGUGGUUAGGAACCGCGCGAUGGCCGACCAAGUGGCGCAGCUUGAGCGCGAGCUCGGUGAGAUGACGGGUGAAUUCCAGGAGUUGACCAAGGAGAGCAUUGAGCUUGAAAAAGAGCGGGAGCAGCUGGACCAGUUGAUCGAUGGGUUGAGAGAGCGGUGUGAUUCAUUGGAGUCGCAGCUCAGCGAUGAGAAACUCCGAUGGGUGGGAGUUAAGUCUCCGACGAACGGACCUGGGGCGGACGGGCAGCCGCAGAUGAGAGAGGGCACGAGUAUGAUGGUGUUGCGGCAGGAGUUCAAGAAGAUGAUGCGAGACCAGCGCGCGGAGGGCAUGAGGGCUUUGAAGGCCGAGCAGGAGGAGCGCCGCCGGCUCGAAAGUGAGCUGAGGAAGUUUCGGCAAGGCAGUGGUCCGCUGAGCAAGCGGUCGGAGAGCGUGAGUGCGAGUGGCAGCGCUCCGCCGGUUUGA
Saxophila tyrrhenica is the source of this 3174-nucleotide messenger RNA. RefSeq lists its product as uncharacterized. The transcript has 3 exons. Bases 1 to 3174 code for a protein of 1057 amino acids. Lineage: Eukaryota; Fungi; Ascomycota; Dothideomycetes; Mycosphaerellales; Extremaceae. The record is from RefSeq and is a predicted model, not a curated record.